Messenger RNA from Megalops cyprinoides (Indo-Pacific tarpon), 1845 nucleotides. Its product is annotated as cAMP-regulated D2 protein-like. Gene Ontology annotation, molecular function: cholinesterase activity. NCBI's taxonomy places the organism in Eukaryota, Metazoa, Chordata, Actinopteri, Elopiformes, Megalopidae. The coding region runs from base 1 to 1845 and encodes 614 amino acids. The record is from RefSeq and is a predicted model, not a curated record. The transcript is spliced from 8 exons.
AUGAAGGAUUGCAGCUUUACAAUUUACAUUUUUAUCCUCGGCGCCCUGUUGUCCAGUGUUGGAGCAAACGAUUCUGACAACGAAAUCGACAUUGAGUCGCUGCUGAGGAGCAUCUCCGCUAGUUUGACAGUGAGGGGCGAGCCUGCUGUCAUUGACCGAGCCCUGCAGAUCGAGGGCGGCCUGUUGGAAUCGCUUGAGAAUGAAAUUCCUGUUUAUCAGAGUGAUUCUGGAGACGUUUCUCGGACUGCCUUCACGGAUGGACCUGAACUCGAUGGUCCAAAGGUUCAAACGAAGUAUGGAGUUUUGAAAGGACUUACAGUAGACAAAGCGCAUAUCUUUUACGGAAUCCCCUUUGCAGAUCCACCGGUUGGCGCACUACGCUGGAAACCGCCGACCCCAGUGACACCGUGGAAAGGCGUGUAUGAUGCCACCUUUCCAAGGCCCGCCUGCAUGCAGGCAUGUAGUGGUCCAAUAUCAGACGAAUGUCCAGCAAAGGUUAGUGAAGACUGUCUGUAUCUCAACAUCUUCGUGCCUUUGGAUGUUAACUUCACGUCCCCUCUGUUAAAACCACUGCCGGUGAUGGUGUGGAUCCACGGCGGGGAUUUUAUAGCCGGGUCCGCCUCUAAACCGCUAUACGAUGGGAGAUUUAUCAGCAACUUUACCCACACAGUGGUCGUGAGCUUGGAGUAUCGCCUAGGGGCAUUUGGAUUCCUUGUCUCUGGGAAAGAUCCCAAAACUUCAGCUGUGGGUAAUUAUGGAAUCCUGGACCAGCAAGCAGCGCUGCUCUGGGUCCAACAGAACAUCGAUUUUUUUGGAGGGAACCCCAACAAGGUGACGAUAUUCGGGGAGAGCGCAGGGGCGCAGUCUGUGAGCCUCCACCUGAUGAUCCAGAGCAGCCAGCCGCUGUUCAGACAGGCAGUGUUCCAGAGUCUUCCCUUCUCCAUUCCCCUGAAGACCAGACACGAUGCGCUGAAGCUGGGGAAGAGUUUUGCCAAGCUUGCCAACUGCACCAUCAAGGACUGGGCCUGCCUGAAGCCCCUCAGCUCCCAGGCUGUGCUGGCUGCUCAGGUCAAAGCAGGAGCCAAGAUCGUGAACCCAUUCAGGUUCCUGGAGAUAUUCGAGACCUGGGGACCCUACAUCGACGGCGAGCUGAUCAAGGAGCAGGCGGUGACGGCGUUCCAGAAGGGUCACUGGCAGAAGGAGAAGCCGGUCCUGCUCGGGACUACCUCUGAGGAGGGGGUGAUAUUUGUGUAUGGGGUUUUCACCAAGCCUGUCUCUGUGGUCGAGUGCACAGUCUACACCACGGCCAUCUUCAAACAGCACGCCCUGAAGAUCCUGCACAAGUACUUGCCGCUGUUCAAGGCCAAAGACUGCCGGGCCAUGCUGGCGCAGAUCGUCACUGACUUCGUGUUCCUGUGCCCGUCGCGUAAGUCGGCGCGCGCAGGCACGGCGUCGGGCAGCUCGGUGUGGAUGUACGUCUUCGACCACGUGGUGGCGGACCACCGUGUGUGGGCGGGGCUGAGCUCCUGCUAUGAGCACGUCUGCCACGGCGCGGAGCUGCCUUUCCUCUUCAACUCGGCAGCCGUGGCAAACUUCACCCUCACGCUGCCGGAGAAGCUGCUGGCCAAUCGCGUGCUCUGCUACUGGGGCGCCUUCGCCCACGCGGGCGACCCCUCCGCCCGGGUGGAGCAGACCAACUUCUGCCAGCAGCAGCGGCCGCCUGCCUGGCCCCGGUACUCGGACACCAGCUCCUGGCUGUUGAUGAACCUCACCGUGCACUCCCACGCCCAGGCUGGCUCCCGGGACCGCCUUUGCGACUUCUGGGACAAGCUGGGCAUCUACUAG